Prunus dulcis (almond) is the source of this 1224-nucleotide messenger RNA. RefSeq lists its product as uncharacterized. NCBI's taxonomy places the organism in Eukaryota, Viridiplantae, Streptophyta, Magnoliopsida, Rosales, Rosaceae. The transcript has 2 exons. The record is from RefSeq and is a predicted model, not a curated record. Bases 1 to 1224 code for a protein of 407 amino acids.
AUGGAGGUGUGUGUCAUUGCCAAGUGCACAUAUAAGUCGGAAACCAUCAUGUUUUCAGUUUCAUCAGAGUCAUCCAUGGUUGAUAUUUUGAAGACUUUGUGUCUGAGGUUUAGGGGUUUGCAGUUGGGUUGUUUCACAUUACGGUAUUCGGUGCCCGGUUAUCCGAGUUGUUUUCUAGAAACGGAUAGCGAUUUGGACUUGAUGAGGACAUUUUUGUUGAUAUCAAAUGAGAAGACUGUUGAUAUUUUAGUGAAGGAUUUAUGCGGGAUCAAUGAAUAUAGUGGUGAUUUUUGUGUAAAUAAGGAGUUGAUAGCAUGUGAAAAGGGCGAGUCGUCGUGUUCUAGUACUGUCGAAGACAGAAACGAGUUUUUGGGCAGGUCGAAGAGAGCAAGUGCUAAGCCUUUGUUGUCGAAUGAGUGGGAGACAUACAUACAUCAUGUGGGGCAGAAGUUUGAUGGUGGUGCAGAGGAGUUCCGGUUGAAAUUGUGCAAGUACGCUCUUGAAGUAGGAUUUAAUUUUUUAUAUGCCGGCAAUGACAAGAAGCGGGUGGUUGCUGUUUGUUCGAAUAAGAAAUUGGAGGGUUGCAGCUGGCGUGUUUAUGCUUCUCGUUGUGAAGCUACUGGCAGUUUUGUAAUUCGGACGUUAAAUAAUGUUCAUACAUGUGCGGGUCGGAUACGGGAAUCAAAGAGUAAGAUGAUGAGGUCUCGUGUGGUGUCCUCCCUCAUUGUGGACAGAAUUCGUGCAAAACCAGAGCUGAAGCCAGUUGAGAUUAUACACGAGUUCAAAGAUUAUUAUGGUAUAGACAUUUCAUACUACCACACAUGGUUUGGCAAACAGUUAGCUAAAUUGGACGUUCACGGUGAUGAGUCGAAGUCCUUCAACGAGUUAGUGUGGUAUGCGGACGCCGUAAAGGAAACUAACACUGGUUCUCUCUGCACUCUUGAUUGUGAAGCUGGAAUUAAUCGCUUUCGACGAUUUUUUGUGUCUUUUGGCGGUUGCAUUGCUGGAUUUCAAUAUUGCAUACCCUUGUUGUUCAUUGAUGCUACGUUUUUGAAGAGCAAGUACAAGGGGAAGCUUCUCUGUGCUUCGGGAAAGAAUGGAAAUCAAGCUUCGGUCGUCGUCGGUGGUCGUUGCUCGUCGUCGUUGGUCGUCGUCGCCGUUGCUCGUCGUCUUUGUUUCUGGUCGUCCCCGUUGCUGCUCAUCGGCUUCGUUUUUGGAGAAUAG